CUAGCAAGCAAGCUCUCCCAAAAAUACGAAUCCAAGGUACGUGGAGCGAGCUGAACCACCACGCUGCGUUCUUUGGCCAGCCCGUGGAGCGUGCUUUAUGCUAGCGAUCUAAAACCACGCUGCGUUCGCGAAUUCCUGAAAAUGGCAGCAACGCAUGUCCUCGUGGCAUUGAUGACGGCAGCGGCAACAACCACGAGUGGCUUUCUUGUGCCGCAACUCGCGCCGGCGAUGCACCUGCCACCGCUGCGAUCGAUGGCGGAAGGCGAGGGCGACUGGCCGUCGGACUCGGCCGAGGAUGCCGCUCCUGACGUGAUCGACGUGCCCCGGGUCGAGGACAGGGAGAGCCUCAAAAAGGAGCUGCUGCUCGCGGUCUCGCGCACGGCCCGCGGCCAGCAAUUAGACAAGCGGCCGAACGAGGCGGUGAACGAUGUCGCCCGGCGGCUGGAAGCGCAAGGGGCGCCGACGGACGCGCAGCUGUUGAAUGGCCGCUGGAACCUGGCGUAUUGCUCGACGUACCUCUUCAGGUCGAGCCCGUUCUGGAUGGCCGGGCGGGCGGCCUGCCAGGACGGCGAAGAGGCGAGGCGCUACGACUGGUUUUGCGACCAGCAUCGUAAGGCCACCAUGGUGUCCGAAAUCGGCGCGGUGCGCCAGAUCGUGGCGCCGGGCCGCCUCGUGAGCGAGUUCGAGACCAGCGUCGCGGCGGCGCCGAUGCGGGUCGGGGGGAGCAUGCCGGUGACGAUAUUUGGGUCGAUCGUCUCCUCCGCCGACAUCACCGCGACGACGGAAACUCCGAGGGGCCUCGAGAAGACGCUCGAGAUGGCCGACGUCGAGGUCUGUGCAUAAAUCAAAAUUUCACGGCGCGUUCACCCCACUCACUGGUUGAUUCGCACAGGUCGAGGUGAAGGGCAGCAACAUACCCCUGCUGCGGCCGCUGCUCGACAACGGCCUCAAGUUGGACUCGCGCCGCGUCAACGACGCGCUCCCGAUAGACCGACCGUUUCCCAUCUUCACGACGACCUACUGCGACGGAGACGUCCGCGUCUCGAGGGACGUCGACGACAACCUGUACGUCUACACGAAGGAAAGCGACGACACGACGCUGACGUCGUACGACGACGUCGACGCGGACCUGGGGAUCCCGGAGCUGAUCCGGGGCGCGCUAGGAGUCAUGACGGGGAGCCUAAACAACUAA
Pelagomonas calceolata is the source of this 1192-nucleotide messenger RNA. Lineage: Eukaryota; Pelagophyceae; Pelagomonadales; Pelagomonadaceae. The record is from the annotation of a GenBank genome assembly.